Molecule: messenger RNA, 332 nt
Organism: Racocetra persica
Lineage: Eukaryota; Fungi; Glomeromycota; Glomeromycetes; Diversisporales; Gigasporaceae
Source: the annotation of a GenBank genome assembly
GAACCUCUCCCUCAUCCCAAAAUAUAUAAUAUGCCUACUAUUAACCAAUUAACUAAAAAGCCCCGGGUUCCUAAAAAGCGUAAAAAGUCGCAAUGGUCUUUUCCGCAAAAAUCGGGUAUUUGUAAGAAGAUUGGAAAAUUGAAACCCAAAAAACCAAAUUCGGCAUUGCGGAGCGAAGGUCAUAAUUUACAGGAAUAUUCGCGAGUUUUAUUUUGUGGAGGUGGACCCAAAGACCUAGUGGGAGUAAAAUAUCAUGUCAUCCGGGGUCAUAGUGAUUGCCAAGGAGUAAAAAACCGCAAGCAAGGUCGUUCUCUUUACGGAACCAAGAAAGG